Gracilinanus agilis (Agile Gracile Mouse Opossum) is the source of this 441-nucleotide messenger RNA. RefSeq names its product proline dehydrogenase 1, mitochondrial-like. The coding region runs from base 75 to 326 and encodes 83 amino acids. Lineage: Eukaryota; Metazoa; Chordata; Mammalia; Didelphimorphia; Didelphidae. The transcript has 2 exons. The record is from RefSeq and is a predicted model, not a curated record. Gene Ontology annotation, cellular component: mitochondrion. Gene Ontology annotation, molecular function: FAD binding; proline dehydrogenase activity.
ACUUCGGCAACCCGGAGGAGGCGUAUCGCAGCCGUAACAGCUGGGAGCUGCUCCGCAGUUUGUUCGUGUUAAGAAUGUGCGCCGUGGAGCCGCUGCUGCAGAGGCACCAACAGCUGCUGCACGUCUCCCAGAAGCUGCUGGGCCGGAGGCUGUUUGAGAGCCUCAUGAAGAUGACCUUCUACGGGCAGUUCGUGGGUGGCGAAGACCAGGAGGCCAUCAAGCCUCUGAUCCGCCACAACGAGGCCUUCGGGGUCGGCUCCAUCCUGGACUACAGCGUGGAGGAAGACCUGAGCCCGGAGGAGGCCGAGAAGAAGGAGAUGGAGUAAGUGCCCCCCCCAGAGACGAGGAGACCCAGGGCGGCGCCGGGGACCCCUGCGUAGACCCCUCCCCGGAGAGGCCGCCAGGGCCGGGGCUGGCCAGCGUCCGGGACCUUUAGUGACC